This is a messenger RNA of Theileria equi strain WA, 501 nucleotides long. RefSeq lists its product as hypothetical. The transcript is spliced from 6 exons. Bases 1 to 501 code for a protein of 166 amino acids. The record is from RefSeq and is a predicted model, not a curated record. NCBI's taxonomy places the organism in Eukaryota, Apicomplexa, Aconoidasida, Piroplasmida, Theileriidae.
AUGAGUAUUUUGAGGUAUAGGCCUAGGGGAGGCGUUCAGCACUAUCCAGGUACCUCCGAAAUAAAGCGUGGAGAGGUAUUGUCGAAUUUUCGUUUCUUUAAUCUCACAUACGCUACAGAGCUGCAAUAUAAGCGCCUGAAAAUCGGAAAUUGGCCUCCUCCGGACUCUUCACCCCUGCAUCCGAUUGAGCCCUGGGGGAAGCAGUUUUUCGUGUUCAACACUCUUCAGGAAGGAAAGCCAGAGACACUUUUAUGCGUGGCAGACCACUCUAGAAAACCUCUAAUGUACUUGAGACGUGAAGACUUUCAGGUUCUGGCUUCCAUCUUUGAGAGCAUAAAGGGCGAGCUGGAUCGAUUAAACAAUGUGCCAAGGGAACCCGACGGAACGUUUGACAUGCAAAGGCUGGAGUAUGAUCGUCCCAGAUACGCAAUGCAGAGAAUGAAAACGGGAGCACACAGCUCACAUACAAUCAUGAGAAGCACCCACAGAGCAAAGAAGUAG